CAUUUCCUCUCCUCCCUUUUCUUCUUCAUAAUUCCCUUUUCUUCUUCAUUUCUUCACACUUCUAUUUGCUCUCUGGUUGCUUCUUCUUCUGUUCGAAUAAGGAUUUGACAAUGAAGCUUGAUACAAGUGGGCUCGAGUCAAAUGUGCCUAUGUUUGGCAGAAACUGCGAGAGCGAGAUGCUGGAUGGGUUGUCCGAUGUGCCCUCCUUUGAUCUUCCCCUCGCAAACGAUUUUGAUGGGUUCCAAAAGGAAGCUGUACAGAUGGUGAAGCCUGCAAAGGGUACGACCACACUCGCCUUUAUCUUUAAGGAGGGUGUCAUGGUUGCUGCUGAUUCUCGGGCAAGCAUGGGAGGAUAUAUCUCAUCACAGUCUGUGAAGAAGAUUAUUGAAAUUAAUCCUUAUAUGCUCGGAACAAUGGCCGGAGGAGCUGCUGACUGCCAGUUCUGGCACAGAAAUCUGGGUAUUAAGUGCCGUCUACAUGAACUGGCAAACAAGAGGAGAAUCUCUGUUUCUGGAGCAUCAAAGCUUCUUGCCAACAUGCUCUACUCAUACCGUGGGAUGGGGCUUUCUGUUGGGACAAUGAUUGCUGGAUGGGAUGAAACUGGUCCCGGGUUAUACUAUGUUGACAACGAAGGAGGACGGAUCAAAGGAGACAGAUUCUCAGUCGGAUCUGGUUCACCAUACGCCUAUGGUGUUCUCGACAGUGGGUACAAAUACGAUAUGACGGUGGAGGAAGCCGCUGAGCUAGCGAGGAGAUCCAUCUACCAUGCCACAUUCCGUGAUGGAGCCAGUGGUGGAGUGGCUAGUGUGUACCAUGUUGGGCCGAAUGGAUGGAAGAAACUGUCGGGAGAUGAUGUAGGAGAGCUCCAUUACAAGUACUAUCCGGUGACGCCGAGUUCUGCAGAACAAGUGAUGUCUGAAGCAUGAGAUUGUGUGGUAAAAACCUCUUUCGAUCGUUCGUUUUCUUUGUCGAACCAACAAAAGAAAUUGGGUUUUCGUCUACCAUUGUUGAUCUGGAGAUCUCAGUGUAGUGUUGGAUCCUAGUUUAUGACCACUUGUUAUUGUCUUACCGUAUGGUUUCUCACGAAAAUGCACGGAUUCCUCAGUUUUUACGUGCAA
Tarenaya hassleriana is the source of this 1118-nucleotide messenger RNA. Its product is annotated as proteasome subunit beta type-5-B-like. The coding region runs from base 111 to 926 and encodes 271 amino acids. NCBI's taxonomy places the organism in Eukaryota, Viridiplantae, Streptophyta, Magnoliopsida, Brassicales, Cleomaceae. The transcript has 8 exons. Gene Ontology annotation, cellular component: proteasome core complex. Gene Ontology annotation, molecular function: threonine-type endopeptidase activity. The record is from RefSeq and is a predicted model, not a curated record.